GCACUGCAACCAGUCUUGUUAACUUCUUCUGCUACUCUUCUCUAUUCUUACUCAUUUUCUAGUGACAUGGAAGGGAAAAGAUUGGAGUACAGAGGUGAGGAGGCAUUGAAGGAACUGGAAAAGUUCACAGCCAAGGCUGAUGAAGUUCAGGAGAACAUUUUAAAAGAGAUAAUAGCACGUAAUUGUGAGACUGAGUAUUUGAAGAAGUACAUGGGGGGAUCAAAAGAUGUACUAGAGUUUAAGCAGAGUGUUCCCGUUAUUACUUACAAGGAUAUCCAUCCUUACAUCCAGAGAAUCGCUAAUGGUGAAGACUCUUCUCUCAUUAGCGGUCACCCAAUAACUGAGAUGUUAUGCAGCUCUGGGACUUCUGGUGGAGAGCCUAAGAUGAUGCCCUCGAUCGCAGAAGAUCUCAACCGCAGAACCUUUUUAUAUAAUCUCAUCAUGCCAAUCAUGAACCAGUACAUCCCUGGUCUUGAUGAAGGCAAGGCGAUGUUUCUAUAUUUUGUCAAGGCGGAGAUGUCGACACCAUGUGGCUUACCAGCCCGGGCAGUCCUCACCAGCUACUAUAAGAGCAAGAACUUCAGGUGCCGAGUGCGUGACGCCUUCAACGACUUCACUAGCCCCGACCAGGCCAUCUUGUGCACUGAUAGCAACCAAAGCAUGUACUGCCAGUUGCUCGCCGGUCUAGUCCACCGCCACCAAGUCCUGCGGCUUGGAGCAGUCUUUGCAUCAGCCCUUCUCCGGGCCAUAUCUUUUCUUGAGCGCCAUUGGGUCCACCUCUGCAACGACAUCCGCACAGGCCAUCUUGACUCCAGCAUCACUGAUCCUGAGUGUCGGUCAUCCAUGUCGACCAUACUCUCAUCCCCCAACCCGCAUCUGGCUGAUGAAAUUGAGGAAAUCUGUAGCCAUCCAUCAUGGAAGGGUAUGCUCAGUCAGCUUUGGCCUAGGGCCAAGUACAUUGAGGCUGUGAUCACAGGUUCAAUGGCACAAUAUAUACCUUCACUGGAGUACUACAGUGGAGGGAAGUUACCAUUGGUGUGCACCAUGUAUGCUUCCUCCGAGUGUUACUUUGGAGUUAAUAUGAAACCCUUAUGUGAUCCUGCCGAUGUAGCUUUUACCCUCUUGCCCAACAUGUGUUAUUUUGAAUUUAUACCCUUGGGAGAGAAUGGGACACUGUUAAUGGACAUGGAUGAAGAAGAGGGCGUGCCAAAAGAGAAGCUUGUCGACUUAGUGCAUGUUCGACUCGGCUGUUACUAUGAAUUGGUGGUUACCACCUUCGCUGGACUGAAUCGGUAUCGAAUCGGUGAUGUGCUCCAAGUGACUGGAUUCCACAACCGAGCUCCACAAUUUCGAUUUAUCUGCAGGAGAAACGUUGUCCUCAGCAUCGACAAUGAUAAAACCAAUGAAGAGGAUCUGCAUAGGAGCAUCACAAUGGCAAAAAAGCUGUUAGAGCCCUAUAAUGCUCUACUUGUCGAAUACACUAGCUAUGCCGAUACAUCAUCUUUACCGGGGCAUUACGUGCUAUAUUGGGAGAUCACACACUGUAUCUCUACAGAUUCCCCAACCCCACUUGAUUCCAAGGUGCUAGAAGAGUGUUGCAUUGCUGUGGAAGAAGAGCUUGAUUACAUCUACAGGCGGUGCCGCACACACGAUAAGUCUGUAGGACCGCUCGAGAUAAGACUCGUGCAGCCCGGAACAUUUGAAGACUUGAUGGACCUUUUCAUUAGCCAAGGGGGAUCCAUCAAUCAGUAUAAAACCCCCAGGUGCAUCAAGUCCAGCAACGCCCUUAAACUGCUUAACUCUAAUGUGGAGGCUUCUUUCUUUAGUCCAAGAGAUCCUAGAUGGAUCCCUUAAAAAAAUAUUGUAGUAAUCAUACAAUAAUUAGAACAAACUUUAAUUUGUUCAUAUCCCUAGUACUAGUCUUCUUGACCCGAAUGGGAUUUGCUGUGAGCUGUAGGGUACACCAUUUUGUUGCAGAAAGAUCUGACAUGCACUAGCUGUCGGUGAAUAUGUAUCAGUCAUUUCAAUCAAUGGAUUGGCUUAGUUUAAUUGUGCUUUGAAGCCAA
Molecule: messenger RNA, 2066 nt
Organism: Vitis riparia (riverbank grape)
Lineage: Eukaryota; Viridiplantae; Streptophyta; Magnoliopsida; Vitales; Vitaceae
Product: putative indole-3-acetic acid-amido synthetase GH3.9
Exons: 4
Coding region: 67-1854 (595 amino acids)
Cellular component (GO): cytoplasm
Molecular function (GO): acid-amino acid ligase activity
Source: RefSeq, a predicted model, not a curated record